AUGAGAGAAGUUCCUUCCAUACCAAGGGAUUCAGAUUUUAGAGAUUUAAUUAAGGAUUCCAUACCCUUUAAAAUCUCAGGAUAUACAUCUGAUGAUUUGGGCUCGUGCCUGGAAGAAUGGAAACCAGAACGUUUGAGUUCUAUCCUAAGCGAAAGAAGGGUUUCAGUACACGUUUCAAGUGAACCAAACCUGAACUUUGUGGCUAAAAAUUUCAAGUACGAGUACAUGACCUUUUCUGACCUGUUUUGGCGGAUUAAAGAAUCUCAAAAGUGUUUAAACGGAGAUCGUGAGUACCUAUACUACAGAUCAUUGGGUGAACGUCCGAGAAAGGACCCAUCGAACCUCUCGUCAGUUCACCCUUAUCUGGAAGAGACUUUCAAAUUACCAGCUGAAAUCUCACGAAUACUUGAUGACUCUUCAUCAAGUAUCCACUCGACAGUUUUUAGAAUAUCGCAACCUGGAGUAGAACUCUGGACUCAUUACGACGCUCUGGACAAUUUUCUGGUUCAGAUUCACGGGAGUAAGCUCGUUAUUUUGUUUCCUCCAUCUACAUUGCAUAAGCUGUCAAUAACAGACACCUCCUCACCUUACAGGAAUAUUUGCAAACUGGAUAUGGACAGUGCCAAUUCUGAGCUUUUAUCAGCCUAUAAACUUGCCUACAAGACAGUUUUGAACCCAGGAGAUGUCCUGUUCAUUCCAGCAGCAUGGUCACACGGUAUACACUCGCUAUUUCCAGAAGAUGAUUCUGAGGAGAUUAAAACGUGUAUCUCAGUAAACUUGUUCUUCUCAGACGGUCAAGUUGAGUACGCAAGCAAAAACGUCUACGGCAAUGAAGACCCAGCACCAAUGAAGAGAGCAUGCGAUCUGCUCCAAAAGGAUUUUUUAAAUCUUUCACUUCAACUACCGGUUCAUCUCCAGAAGGCGUUCUGGAGCAAAGUCGCCUCAAUUUCACUUCAGUAUUUAAAUAAUCUCUAA
Molecule: messenger RNA, 975 nt
Organism: Theileria annulata
Lineage: Eukaryota; Apicomplexa; Aconoidasida; Piroplasmida; Theileriidae
Exons: 5
Coding region: 1-975 (324 amino acids)
Biological process (GO): wybutosine biosynthetic process
Molecular function (GO): 2-oxoglutarate-dependent dioxygenase activity; tRNA binding
Source: RefSeq, a predicted model, not a curated record